Molecule: messenger RNA, 5252 nt
Organism: Porites lobata
Lineage: Eukaryota; Metazoa; Cnidaria; Anthozoa; Scleractinia; Poritidae
Source: the annotation of a GenBank genome assembly
AUGGUAAGAAGUGGGCAAGACGUCUCGCUAACAUGGAACUACUCCCUCACUUCUUAUGAACAAAAUAAUAGUCAGACGUUGUUUAUGGUCAGAUGGAGAAAGUUUGAUCUUGGAACUUCAUCUUUUGAUGUGUUUGCAACUUACGUCAAAAUCACUGGGUCUUCCGCAGCUUAUCACCAACCCAAUGCUCCACGCAUUGUAGUUGACAGAUCUACUGGAAAUGUUUCAGCUACUUUACAAUUCAAAAAUGUCAAGUUGGAAGAUGCAGGAAUUUAUAAAGUUGAAGUUGCUGUAGGGUGGUUCCCUGGGCCCGUAACAAUUGCUGAGCAAGAGUUUUACUUCAUUGUUUUAGGUAAGGGCUGCACCUUACAUAAAUUUGAAAUGUCGCUUUUAAUUAUAAUCACUGGCCAUUCGUUCAUGCAUACACUUCGCAUAUUAUUAUUGAUACGUUUAAUACAUUGAUGCCUCCACUCUGAUAAAAAUUUCAAAACAUCCAAAAUUGCGAAUUAUAAACUUUGGUUGCUACUCUCUUACUCUUUCUUUCACGCACCUUAUUGUCAGAAGAAAGCAAGAUGUACUCUUGCGCUUUGUUUACAUACCCUGGCUCAAGGAAGUUGAUGUUCGAAAGAGAACGGAAGAAUUUUGGUCAAGGAAUAAAUUUCUUAGAAAAUAUGUGAAUGAAGCGAUAAAACUAGUUAUAAAUCCUGGUUAAAUUACAACGGGUACUAAACAGCUCGGCUAAAGCUACGUUCAAACGCACGCAAUAACCAACAAUUUUGGCCGGUUUCAAACUUUGCGCAACAACAUACAACAACAUAAAACAAGGUGUGCAAGCGGACGCAACAUGAAACAUCCAAUAAUGAGUUGUUGGCCAGCAAUGUUGUACAUUUAAAACGGUUUUUAUGUCAUGUGUGUUGACUUCCUGUUGAGAUGCAAAUAAAGUUCAAAGUAGCUAAAGGAGUCUAGCGCCCCAGUACCAAUCUUACUUACAAAUUGAUGCAACAUUGUAUGCCAACAACCCCCAACAUUGUUGGAUGUUACAUGUUGCGCCUGUUUGCAUACCCUGUUGCAUGUUAGUGCUAACACUUACGAAACAACUCCCAACAACACACAACAACAUGCAACGGGUGUGAAGAUGGACGCAACAUGUAACAUCCAUCAAUGUUGGGGGUUGUUGGCUAGUGAACAAUAUUGCGUUCGUUUGCACGGGGCUUUAGGCAAUCGUGCUUUUAGGCACCGCACAAACGGAUACAGCAUUUUUGGCCUACAACUUCCAACAUUUUUAGAUGUACACACCCUGUUGGACAAAGUUUGAAAUUGGUCAAUCAUUUAGCUUCGUGCGAAAGGACGCAACAAACGGACGGCGCUUCUCAUAGGCCGCUCUUUCACUUUGGAAUAGUUAAUUAAAGAGCCGAUAUUAAUGGGCACUUUAAUAGGGCUUUGUGAGUCGUUUUUAAACUAAGGUUAUGUUCACACUGUAUCAGAUAGGUUUUCCCGGUGCUACGAAAAGCUAUUCGGUACAAGCUCCAAUGUUAACUGCUUUAGCUCGGUCAGCCUUUCCCAGUAAGAUUUAUCUGAUCCACAUCUCAAACGAGAGGCGCAAGACUGGAUGCUCUAAAAUUUUUUAGUGAUAGUCAUGACAAUAUUACAAAAAAUAAACUAUUUUUCUCGUCUACUUUAAAGUAGUAAGAAUAUCUAACACUUAUGGCGAAAAUGUAUAAAGACGAAUACAACAACUAGUAAGGCAAAUUACCAAUGAAAAACACUAGCGACAUGAAGAGAGGCCAAACGAAUACACCCAUCUCUGAGAUGAUCGGAUCGUUUUGCGUCUCUAGUAUAAAUAAGAGUACAAGACGCAUUAUGUGUCCAGACAAACUUUUCUUCGAAAUGAGUCUUGAACGAAGCAUAACGAAAGGUAGUUCAUUUGGACGCAUAAUGCGUCUCUGGGUGCAAAUACGGGCAACAGACGAAGAACGAUAAAAAUGAGGUCGUGGAGGCAAGCUCAAAGGUUAGCGAAAAAGAGCGAAUCCUGCAGGAACAGAGCUCAAAUACUUCGCCCUCUUUUCUCAACUCAUCUGGAACGUACUAGCUAUUUUCUUUUGUUGUUUUUAAUUACGAUUGCUAACUUAACAAGGGGUUCUGAACGUUUCUUUAACAUUUUCCCUUAUAUUUUACAUUGGAGAUUUAAAAACUCUUCUGCUUUUUUUGUUACGAGCACAAACGCGGCCGCUGGAGCCCACAACCCCAUAAAUUUUACCACCAAAACAUAUUUGUGUCCAUCUUUUUUUUAUUUCGGCCGCGCGAAAUAUCUCGCAUUGUUCGUCUCUCGUAGGUUGUCUCGUCAUUUGUCCCGUCUUUAGACUGGACGUAUGGCACGAGGGACGCAUUAUCCGUUUGGACGGAUAUUUCUUUAUCCAUAGUAUCAUGAAACAGCCAAUAAUAAUUUAAGUCAUCAUAUGACUUUUCAAGGUCUUCUAGCUUGAACGUUAAACUAUUAGCCUGUCACUAACGUUUAGAAAGUGUACAACAAUAUGCUAGUAAAAUCGAGCGCUUUUAAAACUAAAAAAAAAAAAAAAAACGACGACGUCAAGAAAGCGAUAGAGAUGCCAAGAAAUCGACAAAAGGUCUGGUAGGUGCUUUAUAACUCUUCUUUUCCCUUCCUGUGGUCCCUGGUUCCCCGCUUCGUCACCAGUCACUCGCGUUUCGCGCUCACCUUUGUGUCACCUUACGUUUCUUUGCGAUCAAAGUGCGGAAAAGGAGGUAGGAAACGAGAAAUAACCAUCAUGCGCCAAGACAAUCAUCCCUGCCGUAUUUCUACUAUCUUAUACACGCGCAGGAUAUGUUGAACAUAUACUUGGUAGUGGCUAUAUCAACAAUCUCUACCAAUAACCCUUCUGCGCAUGGCCAACAGAGAGAGAAGAGCUGGGGAAACCCUGGGACAAGGUUUUAUCUGACUUAUUUAUUAAAAACAAUAAGAAUGUUUCUGAUUGGUCUAUUCAAAUUCGCGGGAGAACGUGGAAUGUUGAGGUGAGUACACCCUUAAUUUAUUUUUGUACCAUUUCAGAAGUCAUAUCGGCGACUUUCACAGCCGAAAAAAAUUCCCCAAUCUUCAAAAACAAAAAACAUUAGUUACGUAUAGAAAAUUGCUAAGAUGAAGACCGAAAGGUGAAAAUAAAUAAAAAUACACUGGCAUCUUAGCAAGUUGAUUGCGGUUUGUAGAUGAGCAUCUGAACAGGCGAGGCUCAAAGAACGCCAAAAGCGCUCACUGGAGCCUUCACUACUAUAACAAAAUGGAAACUUAUCGAUGUGAGGAAAUUUGGUUAUGAUGCCAGCGUUUGUCCUUCAGCGCAUACAGACUGUGGGGCUUGAGGUGGAAAGACUCAGUAAGGGAACGGAAGGAAGUCCUAGACAUGUACCUUACGUUUGUUUUUGACGUAAAAUUAACCAGUUUAAGGGCAACCAAAGGAGUUGCUCGAGUAAUAAUCUACAUUGCAGUUUCUUGUGUUCUACUGAAGAUAAUAGGAAAUAGAUUGUUAAGGCUUUGCGUUUUGCUUUGUCACGCUUUUUGUCACGUUCCAAGAAUAAUGUUCUCUCAGAUUGUUUAAAAACUUUGCUGCAUCUAGAAAUAUGUUUGCCGACAUAGAGUGAUCAUGAACCUGAAGCUUUUUGCCAUGGAAAGCGAAGUAUUCAAGGAAACCUGUUUACCGUUAAACUAGCCCCUGCUCGUGUGGAACUUAAAGUAUAUUCUCCUCGAGCUCAUGUCCUUUUUUCGCACCAUUGAAAUUUCCGUUAGUGACGUUGAAAGGUCAUUUGCCAAUUCUAUACCCGGUCUAUAAUGUUGGGAGGCUUCCUUAACUUUUUGCUUUCUUCCUAGCUUAUAACUUUGAUGAGAACUCUUUAUUAAAAAAGUUUUAGGAUUAAGACUGUUCAUUUUUUCAUGGAGGAGGGGGAGAGGCUCGUGGGAUUUGACGUGUAGCUCCUGUGGUAUGAUCCCCCAUCUUCAUUAGAAUUUUUUGGGGGUGGCCUCCCCUCGUAUCUUAGAUUAAUUGAGAUGAUAAUAAAUAAUAACAAUAGUUAUUAAUAAUAAUAAUAAUAAUACAGAUAAUAAAACAAAACAUGAACCGCUAAUUGUUUCUUUAACAAUAUUUUUGAGGGCAUAAAGUCCCGUGCAAACGAACGCAACAUUGUGGGCCAAUAACUCCCAGCAUUGUUGGAUGAUACAUUUUACGUCCGUUUGCACACUCCGCAUGUUGUUGCGUGUUGUUGGGAGUAGUUUCGGGAAAUUUGAAACCGAGCAAGUGUUGGGAGUUGUUUGCGUCCUGCGGCUCGUAGCUUAAGAUUCGACUUUAUUAAACUCCUUCUUCUAUUUGCGGAAUAAAAUUUAAAACUUGAGAGGUGGCAAACCUUAUCCGAGAGAAGGGGAUGAAAGACCACGGGUGUAUCUGCAUUACUGACUGAAUUUUCUCUACUUCAAAACUAAAGACGGCGGUUAGUUAACGCGUGGACUACUGAGUUAAGGGAAAAAAUACGCCUGCAAUGUAGGGUUGGGAAUAAGUCACUUGAAGUGUUUCUUCUUUUUCCAGUGCCUCCUCGAAUUGCUAAUGUAAGUAAUGAUCAAGUAGUUUGUGAAAGCUCUUUGAUUUUCUUGAGCUGUAAUGCAACUGGCAUACCACCACCAAACAUCACUUGGACGAGAGUAAAAGAUGAUGGUACAGACAGUGAACCUCUGCUUCCAAUUGUGGAUGGAAAAUAUGCCACGAGUAAUAUACAGAGGAACACAAAUAGAACAUACCGCUGUACAGCUGAUAAUGGAGUAGGUGCCCCUUUUAAUCGUACAGUGCGCGUGGAAGCUCAAUGUAAGUUAUGUAGUUUCUUUCAUGUUAUUGUAAGCGGUGGGCUAUACUCCUUCAAGACUGUUUCACGGCUCAAUUCCUGUGCAUCUUUAUUCACCUCUUCUUUCAUACGUUCCACUUUUAGAUUCUCCUGGUGUUGAGAAAAUUGUUAACUCAUCACAUUCGGUGGUUGAAGGUGAUUUGUUUAACAUGACUUGUGUGACAUCUGGUUACCCUGAGCCAAAUGUUUAUUGGAUCAAAGUGAACAAUGGUGCACGUAUAAAUGGUAGCAUCCUGAACUUCACCAACAUCAACAGAAAUGAUAUUGGACAAUACAGAUGUGAGGCAAAGAAUGAAUGUGGGAUUGUCGGUAGUGUUCAGUCUAUUGAAGUUUUUUGUAAGUAUGAAACUACACCGUGA